GCUUGCCACCAUGGGCUAAAAAUCAUACCAUUAUGGCUUCACUUCUCAGUCUUGUCUUUGCCUUCAAUCUCAUUGUUAUGAUGUCAAGUUCCUUACCCACCACAUCAAGUGAAGCCUUUGCCAAAGAGUCUCCCAUGUUUGUCUCCCCAAAACCCAUGGAAAAAAUCACACAACUCCACUUCUAUUUCCACGACAACUUAACUAAAACUAAUCCAACUGCCAUGCAAAUUGUUGCGCCACCUAAGGGAUCCGUUGGUGGCUUUGGGGCCACUUACAUGAUGGAUGACCCUCUCACUGAGGGAACAAGUCCUAGUUCCAAGCUUGUUGGAAGAUCUCAGGGUAUCUAUGCCAUUGCUUCUCACCAAGAGCUUGGGUUGCUCAUGGUGCUCAAUUUCGUCUUCACUGAGGGCAUUUACAAUGCCAGCACCCUAAGCAUUCUUGGAAGGAACCCUAUUGCGGAAACAGUUAGAGAAAUGCCUAUUGUUGGGGGCAGUGGGAUCUUCAGAUAUGCAAGGGGAUUUGCUUUGGCUAAGACUUAUCUUUAUGAUCCUAAGUCUAGUGUUGCAAUUGUUGAAUACAACGUGUCUGUCCUGCAUUUUUAAGUUACCCGCAUUCUCUUGCUACUACUUUUUGAUAAAGAAAGUGUUAGAAAGAGAAUGUUUGAUGUUUGAAUAAUACGUUGAAGCGGCACUUUAUAUGGGUUGGUUUUGAGUAAUUUUAAGUCUUUCUUUUCUUUAUUUUUAAGAGUAACCUUAAGAGUCCUAAAGAGGAGAUCCCUCUUAAAAGUUAGCAGGUUUCAAGUUUGGAUAGCAGUUCUGUUGUUUUAGCAUUAAGUAAUGAUGCCACUUUCAGUUCUAGAUGAAGUAGUUAAUAUUGAUGUGAUUAAGUAUGAACGUGUGGAUGUAACUGUUUCCUAGAUGUGUAAUGUGCUGUAUGAAUGAAUUAUAUUCGAGAGAUGUUGUUAUCAGUAUUUUAAA
This is a messenger RNA of Cajanus cajan (pigeon pea), 977 nucleotides long. Its product is annotated as dirigent protein 22. The record is from RefSeq and is a predicted model, not a curated record. Lineage: Eukaryota; Viridiplantae; Streptophyta; Magnoliopsida; Fabales; Fabaceae.